AUGGGAAAUUGGACAGAGUUUAAGGGAAAAUUUUCUAUUAAACCUCCCUUGACAAGUAACGAAAUUGAAACUGCGAAUAAGUGUUAUGAGGAUGCUAACGGAAACAUGUGGUUGCAAAAACCAAAUGCCGAAUUUACAACUUAUCACGGGAAUGCAAACUGGUUUGGAUGUUGGUCUGUUGCGUCUAAAGGAGAUGAGAUAACCCUUUCUUUGACAAGCGAAUUCGAUAGACUUUAUGAGGGUAAAGGAUACUUAAGGUACUUAAUAGAGCAUGGAAUCAAGAAGACUGGUUCAAAAGUCAAUGGAGAAGUCGUGUUUCUCAAUGAGUAUUGUAGUUUUGGAAUAUUGGGCGUUGACAACAACGAAGUUUAUACUGUUGGUUACUUGAAAGAAGAAGACUACCUUAAGCUUGUUGAUGAUUCAGAUCAGGAAGAUGGUGAAUUCACAUUUACUAUUAACAAUAUUCCUAAAGUUAUUGACGAUAUUUCAUUACUACCUGUUACUUUCAGGUAUGAUAUUGCUCAAAAGAUCAAUGCGAGUACAGAGUUUAAAGGAUUUCUAGUAAUUGACAAGAUUGUUAAUUUGGAAAUAUAUCACAUGACGCGCCAGAAUGAACAGGAACAACGCAAAGAAAGAGAAAAUCAAAUAGGCGAGUACAACAAAAAGUACGAUCAGAAGAUGAAAAAAGAAUUACGCGAACUUGAAGUCAAGAUUGCUAGUGAGCUGUAUCAAAGAAAGUUGUUUCUUAUUGCGGAGCAUAAUUCUGAUGGCACCGUAGGGGAAAAGUCAUCUAAAAAUGAAUGGAUAUUAUCUGAGGACAAACAAAAACUCGUGUGGUCUGGCAAAAAAUUUAUAGCCGCACACCAUUGGCUAGCAUUCUUAAUAAAUGAAUGUUUUGAUGUGUCUGGUUCAUUGAGGUGGAUUAAUGAGAAAAAUGAGCUGGGAACACUAAAGGUUGAAAGUGUAGAGAUGAGCUAUGGUCGGAAAAAUUUUUUAUUUAUUGAGUUUGAAGGCCAGAAGUAUUUGGCGAAUAUUUCAUGGUCAUAUUAG
Messenger RNA from Priceomyces carsonii, 1050 nucleotides. RefSeq lists its product as uncharacterized. The record is from RefSeq and is a predicted model, not a curated record. NCBI's taxonomy places the organism in Eukaryota, Fungi, Ascomycota, Pichiomycetes, Serinales, Debaryomycetaceae. The transcript has a single exon. Bases 1 to 1050 code for a protein of 349 amino acids.